Babesia bovis T2Bo is the source of this 3940-nucleotide messenger RNA. RefSeq names its product vin containing amine oxidoreductase family protein. The transcript has a single exon. NCBI's taxonomy places the organism in Eukaryota, Apicomplexa, Aconoidasida, Piroplasmida, Babesiidae. Bases 54 to 3881 code for a protein of 1275 amino acids. The record is from RefSeq and is a predicted model, not a curated record. Gene Ontology annotation, molecular function: oxidoreductase activity.
CAUCUCCUUUACAUCAAGCUGAAUAUCUGUAAUGCCUAUUACAAAACGUUACAAUGGAUAGGAAGCGAAAACACUCUUUUAUUCGCUGGGCUUUUGUUUACCACUCACUGACGUUAGACCAGCAGAAUGAACUGCUGGAUUCUAUUGCUGAUUCGUCGUUUUAUCAACCUAAUAAUGGCGAAAGUAAUGUAAUGACCACUCAACAAACUGACUAUGAGCGUUAUUCAAAAAUUGCAGACGCACUACAGAAGCGUUUUAUGUGCCGCUUUUUCAAACUGACAUGGGAUAAGCUAGGUUCUACGUUGAAAGUGGUGAUACAUAUAAGCAAGAAUGAUAUUUUGGAUUUAGAUCUAGAUGUGACAAGGCAGAGAUUAAGCAUACUUAGCUCUAAUAUGCAAUAUGAUGCGAGAUCUUCGUCAUAUCAGUAUUCAUCGAUAAUAAAACAUGGCCGUGUUAAUACCGUUUUCAUGGACUUAUGGAGAAGGCGUAACAAUUUAUUCAAAUCGCUGAACAUGGUACCUCCAGAUGACAGUGUUGAUGUCUUUCACGCACCAGAUUCAGAUAUGUUGGAAGCUCCCAAGGUUGUAUUUGAUGAAAUUAUAUCGAAAAUAUACGGCAGUCAACUGCCAAGUACAAGUGAUUGUUCAAAUGAUUCGGUGAAAGACUUACCACCCACAGAUAUACCUAUGGAAGACUCGGAAGAAAAUGAUACCGAAGAAUUAAAACGAAAGAUAUUGUUCAAUGCAUCGAAGUGGGAUGUUGACAGGAUAACCCAAGUGAUUCACAGUGAGUUUCCUCAUGCUCCUGUGAAUGAGAAGUUUUAUCGCAGAUUCGAUAACCUUGUUACACGUGAGGCCGAUGUUGUUGUUGUCGGUGCGGGUAUAUCUGGUCUCGCUGCCGCUAGCUACCUGGUGUCAUGUGGUAUUAAUGUAGUUGUAUUAGAAGGUCGUGAUCGCAUUGGUGGUCGAGCUUGUACCACAUCUUUCCCGCCGAAGUAUGUUGACGGUGUUUAUCUACCUAAGGUGAAUAUUGAUCUUGGUGCAAACUAUUUCCACUGUUGCAACGCUAUUCAGGUGAAGGGUAAGAAGGAAACUUCUGACUUUCCUAGGGAUGUGCGUGCACGUCGAAGCAGUAUAAAGUCACUUCUUGGUUUAUCUAGCAUUUUGCGCCCAACCGUUGCCGAUGUAGCUGGCGGUGCCAAUUGGGAAAGUACCAUUUAUACAAGAUGGGGAGAUUUUGAAGGUAAGCAAAUAAAAAUAGAUAGUGUCAUGAAGUCGAAUAUGAUUGCUGAAAAGGUUAGGAUGCGUGCCGCACGUAAGGUUGCACUGAUGAAAAAGCAUAUGAAGAACACUGUAGUCGAUGCCCACCCUGACAACCAAUUAAGAAAAGAAUGGUAUGUAAGUGAAGGAUUAUACCGUAAUGUGUUACACAAUAGCUCUGCUGAUAACGGUAAUUGGCAUAACGAAUCGUAUAGCUACUCACACAAUAUUCCUCGAGAUAUCAAUAACAAGAGUGUUAAUAAGAUGAGUGAUAGUGACGCAUCUGUAUGCACUCCUACAAACCAUUAUGUGGUUGAUAACAGAAGCGCCAAUACAACAUUGUCAGGGAACUCUAAUAGUGAACAAUAUGAAAGGACGAUGGACUCCACAUUACAGAUCAGUCCGGACUGCAUCAAUGAUGUGCACAAUGCAAUCUCAACGAUGGAGAACCAGCAUGGAGUUGUCCAGAACAAUACAUCGGUGAAUCAAUCUAGUAUAUCCAUGGAACGCCCAUCGACGGAAUUGCUCUCCGGGAAGAGUGAAUCAGAUACUAGCGAACGCCUAUGCGGUUCAGCAUUAUUAGAGCGAAUUUUGAAACGUGAACCAUAUCAUAUCGCAAAUCGUAUUAACGUAAAAAAACCAUGUGAUUCUACAACUUAUCUGUUAGAUACGGAUGGUUAUCGUAAAUCAUUAUGGGAUAUUUAUGUUGAGUCAAUUUCUGAGGUGUUCAAGGAGAAUAAUAUUCUACCGAAUAGUUUAACGGAAGACGAGUGGAAUAUGUUAUUCAUAAUUUUGCAAUCCCGUACCGGUUAUAAUAGCGACCUGCGUGAGACAUGUAUAUCCAUGUGUCGUCUUCCUAAUAUAGACAAUGACUUCGAUGAUUCACGAAACUAUUUAACAAAGAACAAUUACGAUUACAACGUGGAGUAUGUGAGUGGCAACUUUAACGAGAACACAACCAUAAAGAAGAAGCGCUUUGACCCUAGCAGUGAUAAUGACAAAUUAGUUAUUGACGGCUGGGAUUGGUUGCUUAAUGAAAUAAGCGUAGGCGUUGAGCCAUUUGUGUAUCUAAAAUCUAAUGUCACUACAAUUGAGGUGACCACUGGUCACGAAUACCCCGUUACAGUACAUGUGACGUCAUCUGGGAAUAAUAGUGCACCUUCUAAAUCGAUACGUUCAAAAUACGUCAUCGUAACCGUUCCUAGUAGCAUGAUUUCACCCUAUGAAGAUCGUAGGGAAUAUCCAAAUCAAAUUUUGUUUAACCCUCCAUUGGACCCACUGAAGCGUGCUGCUCUGCAACGAUAUAAAAUGGGUUUCCACAAUAAAGUUAUUCUAAGAUACAAGCCCGAUGACAUAUUCUGGAAAUCUACAUCAUCACAACUGAAUACUUUGGAUCCACGAUUUCAAUUUUUGGAUUUAGAUAGAUACGGCAAGACUGGUUGUAUUUUGGCUCAUUCCUUCCCCCCCUACAGUGCUACUUGGAAGGACGGACUCACCGAUACAGAGAUUGUAAGGCAAUGUUUAGAGGUAUUAUGCAAUAGUUUUGGCAUUGCCGUAGAUGAUAUGCCAUAUCCGGUUGACGCCAUGGUAACUAGGUGGUAUCGUGACCCUUACUCAAUGGGUUCAUACUCGUACCCUGGCGUCGAUGCAGUAGAUGACGACAUCAUUCACUUAAAGAGUCCCUACCCAGUAGAUGACCCACGUGUUUUAUUUUCUGGCGAGUAUUUAUCUAGCAGUUAUUAUCAGUGUGUUGAUGGUGCUUAUGACACUGGUGUCAGGGCGGCGGAGGACGUUGCUCAUCUCGGCCUUAAAAAGCCAUAUCCGUAUCCCAUUUCUCAUGAAUCACCAUCUUUGGAAGGUUUGCUUGAUCCCAGGAAGAGGGAGAAGUAUUUAGGUGUGUCGGUGCCCUUACCAUCUCCUGACGUUUUCGGGUAUUAUUUGACUGAUGGCACCGACGAACGUAUAAGCGAUGAUGACUACAACCCGGAGGUCAAGGCAUCGUCACAACAAUACAAUGCGGAGUUUUCAAUACUGGAACGUCUAUACAAUCUCAUGUGUGAGGAGAUUAUAAUUGUCGGUGAAUACCGUGAAACAUUGGAUUUGUUAAUUUCAUCGCUUGAAGAAAUGAGAGACAAUGAGCAGUGGAAUGAUGCAUUAGAUUCAGCGUUGAAGAUUGCGGAAUCGGUUAUGGAAGCUUUGCCUGAUUACGGUGAUCAACAAGGUGAAGAUACAUUUAGCAUCAAAACCAGGGAAGUCGCUAAUAGUAUUCUGAGGAGUUUCAUGGCUAAGAACGAUACUGUACAUGACUAUGUUUGCCAUGUAUGUUUGUCUGGAGGUGAGGUUGUCAUGUGUGAUUCACCUUCAUGUACUAAAAUUUGGCACGCUGAAUGCCUGCCAACUGGUUUUGAUGAGCCAGUGAAAGAUGCUAACUUGUCAUGGACAUGUCCAUGUUGUCGCGGUAUAGAGGUACCUCUAGGUCAUUUGAAGGUACCCAAGGCUGUCACUCUAUAUUGGCGUCGUCGUGGUCAAUGGAUGUGUGUCAAAUCGUUGAUGACCCACUGCAGGAAGGUUCGCGAGAGGUUAGAAGUUCUACGGCGUCGUGUAAUAAAACUAAUAGAUUGACCAUUAAAACGAAUAUUUUAUGAAUGUAGAGAAUAAUGAUGUGAGACAGUAUAAUUAAC